ACGGAAAGGAACGGAAUUUAUCAGCGUUAGUAAUGGCGGCCUCCAUGCAACAUUUUUCUCUACAAGAUUGUAAAGGAGCAUUGCAAGAAAUUCUCUUUGCAUUUCGGGAACCAGGCAAUGUGAGGCGACUGGAUGAAGCCAGAGACCAUGCUGGUAAUGACAUGUUAAGAGCAAUGCAAUCAGUGUUCCCUGUAGCUUCACAAAUACAGAUGGAGGUUAUAGAAAAAUAUGGAUUCCCUUCAGAUGGUGAUGGGGUUAUACGAUUCACUCAGGCAGUAAAGGUAUAUGAGAAGCAAGACCAGGAUGUUGCCCAACUUAACAGCCAGCUUCGUGCCAUACUGAUUCCACCUAUAGCUGCACAUGGUCCUAGCACAAACGGGUCGUGACGGAAACCAGCUUAGAAUAAUUUGUCGUUGUAAAUAACUCAUGAUGAAGAAAAUCAAAUACUAAACACUGGAUGUCAAGCUGUGCUUGCUUUCAUUCCAAGUGCUUUUAUACAGAAAAUUGUCAUUAUUUACAUUUUUUUGUACACAUAUAAUUAUGUAUUAUAUGCAAAUUGUGUUGUGAAUGUGAUAUUCUUAUAUACACUAUAAAUAGUUGUCUCUGUUCUUCACGAUGUGAAAAACAACAUUAGUAGAAAUGUUAUUUUCAUUUGUUGUUGAAAUGUAAUUCAAUGUAAGUUCAGUUAAGAAUACUAUUUUAGUCAAAAUGAUCAGAUCAAGUUAAAGAAUUCUUGAUUUUGGUUCACUAGCCACCAUAUUCAAAGGUAAUAAAUGAAUUUUUAUGAUUCAAUCAUUGUAAAAAAUUUCAUCAGAAACUUAAAGGAGCAAAAAAAAAAAAUGAAGUAUUUUAAAAAUAUCAUAUUAGACUAUAGAAGUAUAUGAACACUUGCAUACAUAAAAUACAGGCACUUGUAUUAGCUUUUGUUUGGAAGAUGUUCAUUAAAAACCAUUAGGAUAAAAAAUAUGGAGCAGUUGGAAAAUAUUUGGCAACAAAAAAUGAUAGUAAACACUGGUACAUUAACACUGGAACAUGUAUUAUUUUUUGAAAAUAUACCAAACAGGCUCAUCUUGACUUCAAUAAGAAAAUCUAAAAUUGUGUGAUUUUUUGUCACUACACAUUGUAUAUACAUUUUCAUUGUCACUCCAGUUAUAAUACAUUCUUUUCAUUAUACAAUCCAGCCAAGGACUAUAAAUUUUUUCAUGCUAUCCAGUUAGCUUACCAUUGUCUGGUGGUUCUACAUAAUUCUCUGAUGCCAACUUUUGACUGAAAUAAUACACAUAGGGGCCAUGAGGUCUUCCUUCACCAAUAGAGCUGGAAAAUUCCCCAAAACAUUUUACAGCUUCACUGUAAAAAAAAGUAUUACACCUAGUAGGUGGAAGCCUGUACUUACUAUAUACAUGCCUGAAAAUUGUGGCCAUAUAUGUAUUUUAUUUAUUAUAGAUGUACAGUUAUCGAUGUAAUUUUAUCAUGUGCCAAUUUGAAUCUCGUAUAAAAUAAACAAAACAAAAGAGUCAA
Molecule: messenger RNA, 1518 nt
Organism: Ruditapes philippinarum (Manila clam)
Lineage: Eukaryota; Metazoa; Mollusca; Bivalvia; Venerida; Veneridae
Product: protein C10-like
Exons: 3
Coding region: 33-386 (117 amino acids)
Biological process (GO): post-embryonic development
Source: RefSeq, a predicted model, not a curated record